UGGAAUGGUGGCUCUUUUUUGUUGAGUGGUUGGUUGUUUAUUGUUUGUAUAGGGUAAUUAUUGGUUGUGGCUACUUAGUUCCUGUCAUUUCCAGGUUUUUGUUGGCUGGAGUUAUUUCUGUUGAAGGGGUUAUCGUGCGAAGAAUUAGAUGCGGGGUUAUACCUAGAAAUGCGAAGGGAGUGACAUGUGACAUUUUAUGGAUGUGGUAACAUACGCGGGGAUGUGGCGUCGUCUACGCCUUCUGGGGCCUUUGUGCUGCAGUAGAUUGAAGGCUUGGAGCUCUGGCAGCCGGUGCAAGUGCUUUAUCGAAGUUAACCAUGUACUCUUGGCUGGAACCUCAGGGGCAGAGAGACCGUCUUUACUCACCAGAUUGCUCCCGGAGGCUGGCCGACCGAUUGCGAAGCCUGGAUCAGCUCGUCACAUCAUGAUAAGGGGUAUCUGUUCUGCUUGCCAGUUUGUCAGGUUUCUGUGGGGUUGUAUGGAGCUUUGUUUAGCUUGAAACUCUGAUUAAUAUUGUCGCGCCCCGGAGGAUGACUGGGCGGUUUGUCUGGCGCCUUCGUCUUCGGUGUGACUCGAGGGACGACCAGUUUUUGUGUGGGGCUGCCAGUUCCUGUGAGUCGGCCUGGUGGACGCUUGCACCGUCUCUUACAGGUGUGUGGGUUGGUUCCCAGAGGGGCAUCUAGGAUAAAGGAUGUGUUUUGAGUGGGGGAUGGUGGGUCCGAAGUGUCUACAGGACCGCUCUGUUCGAGGUCCACCAUUUGAGAUCCCUGGUUUGCGGGAGUGCCUGCGGGGCUGUUCAGGUCACAGCGGUCCCUCGCUAUUCGAGGGGGGAGCGUUUACAGGCCUGCUCCAUCAUUCGAUCCCUUGAUGUACCUGUCACCUGAUAGGAUGUGGCGCUUGGAGUUGUUUGUAGUUUUGUUCUUUUG
Molecule: messenger RNA, 926 nt
Organism: Ceratina calcarata
Lineage: Eukaryota; Metazoa; Arthropoda; Insecta; Hymenoptera; Apidae
Exons: 6
Coding region: 197-499 (100 amino acids)
Source: RefSeq, a predicted model, not a curated record